Messenger RNA from Sus scrofa (pig), 1182 nucleotides. It is a transcript of the gene FADD, whose product is annotated as Fas associated via death domain. Gene Ontology annotation, biological process: extrinsic apoptotic signaling pathway; positive regulation of innate immune response; regulation of apoptotic process. Lineage: Eukaryota; Metazoa; Chordata; Mammalia; Artiodactyla; Suidae. Gene Ontology annotation, molecular function: caspase binding; death receptor binding. The record is from RefSeq and is marked provisional. Gene Ontology annotation, cellular component: CD95 death-inducing signaling complex.
GCAGGGCGGGCAAAGUGGGAGCUGCGGCUGCCAGACGGAGGAGCUCCGGCGCGUGAGGAGGCGGGGGACCCGGUCUGCCGGAGCGCGGGCCGGCGAGCGGGCAGCAGCCCGCACCCGCCGCCAUGGACCCGUUCCUGGUGCUGCUGCACUCGGUGUCGGCCAGCCUGUCAAGCAGCGAGCUGACCGAGCUCAAGUUCCUGUGCCAGGGACGCGUGGGCAAGAGGAAGCUGGAGCGCGUGCAGAGCGGCGUGGACCUCUUCUCCGUGCUCCUGGAGCAGAACGAGCUGAGUCCCGAGCACACUGCGCUGCUGCGCGAGCUGCUCGUCUCCCUGCGGCGCCAGGACCUGCUGCGGCGCCUGGACGCCUUCGAGGCGGGCGCGGCGGGCGGGGCGGCGCCGGAGGAGCGAGACCUGCGGGCGGCGUUUGAUAUCAUCUGCGACAACGUGGGGAAGGACUGGAGGCGGCUGGCUCGGCAGCUUAAAGUGUCUGACGCCAAGAUCGACGCCAUCGAGGAGAAGUAUCCCCGAAACCUGACCGAGCAGGUGAGGGAGUCGCUGCGAGUCUGGAAGAACAGCAGGAGGGAGGACGCGGCCGUGUCCCACCUGGUGGAUGCGCUCAGGGCCUGCCGCCUGAACCUGGUGGCCGACCUGGUGGAGGAAGAGCAGCAGGCCCGGGCCUCCCGGCGGGAGAGCGGGAGCAGCGACCCUGUGUCCCUCAUUUCCUGGGACGAGGACGUGCCCGGGUCGGGAGCUUCCUGAUGACCCGCUGCUCUUCCCAAGGCCCGAGGUUGACCCCGUCCUGUCUGCACCAGCACCGCGAUGACCCAGCCGGGAGCCGGGAUGAGGGCCGGCGCCCGCCCGCAGAGCCAGGCAGGACCGUGGUCCCUGUGGGCCCCCUGCGAGGGAGCCACUGUCACCCCCAUUCACCCAGUCCCGGCGGGAGGAUGCCGUGGGACCUUGUCCAGCGUCUGUACAGAUGUGCGGUCUGACCACUGCCAGUGAGGAGGCCAGUGGCACCAGGGGGGCGGGAAGUGUUUGAUUCAGCCACUUGUUACUGUUUUGUAUCAGAGUCACUCUCUUUCCCAUAACAGAAUUGGCCAGGGAGCUGGACCCUGGGAUUUUAAGAAGUGCUCUUUCUUCCUCUUUCUAAGGUAAUCCUGUAAAAACAAGUGCCUUAAAGAGG